Triticum turgidum subsp. durum (durum wheat) is the source of this 1920-nucleotide messenger RNA. The record is from the annotation of a GenBank genome assembly. NCBI's taxonomy places the organism in Eukaryota, Viridiplantae, Streptophyta, Magnoliopsida, Poales, Poaceae.
AUGGACCACCUCGCCUCCGUCUCCUCCGCCGACGACCCCUCCCCCGCCGCGGCAGGGGACGGCAGCCUCCUCGACGUCAUCCGCGACCAGUUGCAGGAGAACAACAGGCUCAAGGAGGAGCUGAUGAAGAAGACGCGCCUGCUGCAGAGGGUCAGCGAGGACGCCGCAUCCCAAGCCACUUUCGGCGGCGGCGCGAGCCAAGAGCCCCACGCAGCUUCCGCCGUCGCUAACAAGAUGAACUCAAACAUGUCCUGGAAGCAGGACCUUACUGUUAAGGUCAAAGAACACGAAGAAGAGAUCACACAGCUACGGAAGCAUCUGGAUAACUACAUAAUAAAGGAAGCACUAAUACUCAAGGAAAAAUCGGUGCUGGAGAAACGCAUCGCUUAUAUGCGCGUGGCAUUCGAUCAUCAGCAGCAAGACUUGGUUGAUGCAGCAUCAAAGUCUUUAGCAUAUAGACAAGAUAUUAUCGAGGAAAACAUCCGCCUGGCAUAUGCAUUGCAGACUGCACAUCAAGAGAGGUCAAUGUUCAUAUCCUCUUUGCUGCCUAUUCUGUCUGAAUAUGAGAACCUACGACCGUCUGUCCCCGAUGCUCAAUCCAUUGUUGGUAAUUUGAAGGUUCUGUUUAGGCAUCUGCAGGAGCAACUAAUGCUCACCGAGGAGAAAGUUAAGGAGUCACAGUAUCAGAUUACCCCAUGGCAAAAUGAAUUGCCAAAUAAGACCAGCCUUCCUGUGCAGUCACCUAACAACCCUCUUGGAAAAGUAUCGUACAAAAGCGGCCUUGAUAUUGUGCCCCAGACGCCAUAUCCUCAGGUACAAUCUCCAAUGUCUUCCCCUUCCCCUGUUCAAGCCAGAGGUAAUUGGAAAAACCAUCAAGUAAUUCCAACUGAGGUUCCUACAAGAAUUAUGGAUCAAGAUUACGGAGGAAGGACCGCUCUUUCAAGCAGCAACCAAUUUAGGAAGGAUGUUCCUGCUCAAGCGUCUCAACGUGAUUCUGAUGCUCUGCAGUUUGGUUUCGUUGCUCAGAAUUCGAGCCUACCACUCGAGGGCCCUAGUAGAAGGUAUGUCUUGGAUGAUUCUGUGGGGGCUGAAGACCAACAUGUGCGCGAACCUUCUGCUCAGUGGGGUUCUGGAGACUCACCUAAUUUAGAAUCUGGCCUUGAGGAAGCAAACCCUUCAUAUCCCUAUCUUCCUACUGUUCCCGAGGAGCCUGGUUCUUCUUUUUCUGAAGCUGCAGAGGAUGAUCCAUUGCCAGGCAUACAGGGUCUUCGAAUCACGGGUGAGCCUUUUCCUGGACAGGACCUUCAAGCAAGUGGGUUCUCCAUCAACGGAACCACAAGUUGUAAUUUUGAGUGGGUUCGUCAUUUGGAUGAUGGCUCCGUAAAAUUCAUAGAAGGAGCAAGGCAACCCACCUAUUUGGUUACUGCCGAUGAUGUUGAUAAUCUACUAGCCAUUGAAGUCCAACCCCUAGACGACAGAAAAAGAAAGGGUGACAUCGUAAAGGUUUAUGCUAACGAUCAAGCAAAAAUCACUUGCGACCCUCAAACAAAGGAACUCAUUAAGAAAACCCUUGAAGUUGGGCAUGUGUCUUAUCAAGUCCAACUGCCCCAGGUGAGAUUCUUAGACAUGUGGGAACCAGCUGUUUUGGCAAUAAAGAGGGAAGGUUACAGCAUUAAAUGUAACGGGCAGCGUGGUGUUGUUCUCACGGAGAAAUUUCAGAAAGCAACUGCUAUUAAUAUUCCAUACGGAUACGAGCGUCAGACAGAGUUUUCGAUUGUGUCGGCUGAUGGUGACGAGUAUAAUCUCCAGCCAGCAGACAAUAACACGUCGCGGGAUACGAUUGUGCUGGUGCUAAGACUGUUCAGAUCCAUGGCCGUCGAGAAGCGGCGAGGGAGGAAGAAGGGCCUCUUCUUCAAGUAG